CGUUCACUGCGAUAGCCCGAUCACGACCGUAUCGUACGGUUUCAGUGGAAUUCGUCCCGACCUACCCGGUUAGGGUACCCGUUCCUGAGGCAUUCACGCGAGCUCUUCCAGAAAAUCGUUUUUUCAACGAUAUUAGAAAAAAAAAAAAACAAUAAAAAACUGGUUCGACAGCAAUUCUUCGGUCCGUGGCAUCGGGUUCUCUGCGAUGGAAGCGUUCAGAAAGUUCGUGGAAAAGGUCAUGAGCCGCACCGACGACCAGCAGUUGGAUUGCGCGCUCAUGGCGUCCGUCCAGAGGCAGCUGACCGAAGUGGCAGACGCCGUAGCCAGGGUGCGUCCGUUGGCCGGGCUGCCGGAGCCAGAGAAGCGAGAGUGUGCCAAGACCUCGGUCAUCAAGAGGUACCCAGCCAGGAGCAUUGUCUACGACGAGGAUUGCGAUUCCGGUGAGGCCAACGCUUACUUCGUGCUGGAAGGCCGGUGCAUAUGCCUCCAACGACUACAUGUGCGUAGGACAACGGCCAUCGGUUCGGGCGGAUUUGCGUUGGUGACGAAACGUCACGAUGGUGAGGACAAAGAACAAUCUGUUGGCCGAAACGUGCGAACGGUCUACGUGAAGAUGUCGGACCUUCGACCCGGUUCAGUGUUUGGUUUGGGGGAAAGACGCUCUGGCCGUCUAGUGAUGGCCACAGCCGACGUCAAGUGUCUGCUGGUCCCGUUGACGUUCCUGGCGAAGAACAACGAGUCAAACUUCUGGGGUCGGACCGUGUGCUCGUUGAACGCGUCCAACCCGAAUAUCGAACAGUCGUUCCGGAAGUUUUUAGUGGAAAACAAAUGGGAAGAGUAUAAGAAAUCGUUGGUCGAUGAUUUGUUCGGGAACGCAAUGAGUCACGAUACAACAUCGAUAAAAAAAAACAAAAAUAAAUAAAAUCUAUCUUCGUUAUUUCUCGUUUUGGCAGGAGGACCACACAGAAUACGACGCGGAAGCCGUAUGAUUGGGACGGAAAUCAAUGUUAGAUGUUAUAUUUUAUAUAUUUUGAGAGUCAAUUAAUCAAUCCAUUUGCAACGCUUGACAAUAUAAUGGCUAGCGAUCGUUGAAAAAAUCUGUUUAAUGCGUUAUAAUAGUGCGAGAAAAGAAAACAUUGUGUAUUGUUGCGAAAUUCAAUAUAUGAUAUAGUUAGUUAUAAUAAGUCACCCCGAUGCGUAGCUGCAUAUAUAUUCUAUAUGAUUUCCUCAUUUACGAAUUUCAGUUUACAUUACCUUACAUUUCUUAUCAAUAAAACCUUAUACGGUAUGAAUUAGAAGUUUAAUCUGCUUUAUCGAAAAAUAUUCCAAAAAAUUAAAAAAAAAAAAAAAUUUAAAAACAUCUUAGGUAUUGGUUAGUCUUAGUCAG
Sipha flava (yellow sugarcane aphid) is the source of this 1387-nucleotide messenger RNA. RefSeq lists its product as uncharacterized. The record is from RefSeq and is a predicted model, not a curated record. The transcript has 3 exons. Bases 206 to 922 code for a protein of 238 amino acids. NCBI's taxonomy places the organism in Eukaryota, Metazoa, Arthropoda, Insecta, Hemiptera, Aphididae.